ACAUUAAGCCAAAAGUUUUGCCUGUUUCUGCACGUGUACGGAUGAAUGAAACAUUUACGAACUUCUAACCUUGAAAAUUUUAAACGUUCCUGUUUAUACAGAAGUAAUUGUUGAACAUUUCUUCGCAUAAUUAAUUGCAAAAUGACAGAUCAAGGCAUUCUUUCAAAAGAUGAUUAUGAAUGUGAAAUGGAUGGAACAAGUGAUGAUGAUAGCGGUGAUGAUUGGGAUGAGAUAACAGAAGAUUUAGAAUCUAUUCCGUGCCUUUUUUGUAAUGAAGUUACAAAUAACUUUUCUACGGCACUAGAACACCUUAUAGCUUCACAUAAAUUUGAUUUGAAGAAUUUUAUAAUUAAACAUUCUUUAGACACUUAUUCCUACAUUAAAUUGAUUAAUUUUAUCAGACAUAAAAAUGUUUUGUCUGAUCAAUUAAAUGCAUUAAGCAUAAAAACGUGGGAAAGUGAGGAAUAUUUAAGACCUGUUAUAGAAGAUGAUCCUUGGUUAAUGUUUGAUAUUGAAGAUUUAGAAGAAAAAACAACAAAACCUAUUGCAUAUACAGUAAAUUCAGAAAAUGGAUGUGUCACAUUAUCUGAGGCACAUUUUGCUGAAUUACAAAAAACAAUACAAACACUUAGAGCACAAUUAGAACAACGUGAAUUAGCAUGUUUUUUAGCAAAACAGCAAAUAGAUGAAAUGACAGAAAAAGUACAAAAAUUGAUCUUAGAUGGAGAUUUAGAUGAAAACAAUACUGUCAGUUCUUCUAGCAAUUCUAAUUGUAAUGUUGAUAAGAGUUACUUUGAUACAUAUAAUCAUUUUGUUAUACAUCAUGAAAUGUUAACAGAUAAAGUACGAACAGAAAGUUAUAGGGAUGCAUUAGUAACAAAUGCUAAUAGAUUUGACAAUUGUGUAAUAUUAGAUGUUGGUUGUGGAACUGGCAUUUUAUCCAUGUUUGCAGCAAAAACUGGAUGUCGUAAAGUAAUUAGCGUUGAUCAGUCAGAUGUAAUAUAUCAUGCUAUUGAUAUAGUGAGAGAAAACAAUUUAAGUGACAUUAUCACUUUAAAAAAAGGUCGACUUGAAGACAUUAAUCUUGAAGAAGAUAAAGUAGAUGUAAUUGUGUCUGAAUGGAUGGGAUAUUUCCUUUUGUUUGAGGGUAUGUUAGAUACAGUGAUAUAUGCAAGAGAUAACUACUUGACUCCUGGUGGAAUACUUCUUCCUAAUAGAUGUACACUUAGCAUUGUGGGAAGUGGUGAUACAAGAAGAUAUGUUGAACUCAUUGAUUAUUGGUCAAAUGUGUAUGGUUUUAAAAUGAGUUGCAUGAAAGUGGAGGUUGUUCGUGAACCGAGUAUAGAAAUUUGCAAUGCCGAUGAAUUAAUAACAAGUAUUGUUGAAAUUCAAUCGUUCGAUUUAUACAAAGUAACAAAAGAUUGCGUAAAUUUUUCAUCGCCUUUCGAAUUUAAAGUAAAAAAGACUGGGUCGCUGACUGCGAUUGUUGGCUAUUUUGAUAUCUUCUUUGACUUGGACAAUCCAAUACAUUUUAGUACAGGACCUCACUCGCCUCCAACACAUUGGAAACAAACAGUAUUUUCAUUGAGAGAGCCUAUUAGCAUUACUGAAGGUGAAAUUUUACGUGGUAAAUUAGUCUGUCGUAGACAUGUUAGAAAUAUUCGAGGACUCAUAGUUGCAAUCCUUAUUAAGAAUAUCAACCAAGUUUAUUACUUAGAAUAAGUCAUCGAUAUUCGCUUUGAAGUCCACUUAAUAGACGUAAGUGCCAAAAGAAAGGAAAAAAAUAAAUAAAUAAAAACAUA
This is a messenger RNA of Eufriesea mexicana, 1802 nucleotides long. It is a transcript of the gene Art3, whose product is annotated as arginine methyltransferase 3. Gene Ontology annotation, cellular component: nucleus. The coding region runs from base 142 to 1722 and encodes 526 amino acids. The record is from RefSeq and is a predicted model, not a curated record. Gene Ontology annotation, molecular function: histone methyltransferase activity; protein-arginine N-methyltransferase activity. NCBI's taxonomy places the organism in Eukaryota, Metazoa, Arthropoda, Insecta, Hymenoptera, Apidae. Gene Ontology annotation, biological process: peptidyl-arginine methylation, to asymmetrical-dimethyl arginine; chromatin remodeling. The transcript has 8 exons.